Molecule: messenger RNA, 1541 nt
Organism: Hippocampus comes (tiger tail seahorse)
Lineage: Eukaryota; Metazoa; Chordata; Actinopteri; Syngnathiformes; Syngnathidae
Gene: tspan33a
Product: tetraspanin 33a
Exons: 8
Coding region: 164-1024 (286 amino acids)
Cellular component (GO): plasma membrane
Source: RefSeq, a predicted model, not a curated record
GAUGUCUGAGGUUGAGAUUUUCCCAGUUGAUGUGUGUGGGGCAGAAAGAGACACGGGGAGAGAGAUCGCGAGUGUGUGUGUGUCCCACCAGGAGGCGAAAAGAGACGCUCCACACCUUCAUGGAGGACACUUGCACCCCUCAAUCUGAUGUUUGCAUGACACCAUGUGUGGGAGCCGUGGAAGAAACUCACCUGGACGUUACGAUGAAGACUUCUCGUUUGUCAGCCCCGUGGUCAAAUAUCUGCUCUUCAUAUUUAAUUUCCUCUUUUGGCUCAUCGCCAUGGCCAUGAUCGCUAUUGGUGUGUACGCCCGCGUCGUCAAGCAUGCAGAGACAGCGUUGGCGUGUCUCGCCGUGGACCCGGCCAUGAUGCUGCUGGUGGUCGGCGUCCUCAUGUUUAUCAUCACUUUCUGCGGCUGUGUGGGCUCGCUGCGGGAGAACAUUUGCCUGCUGCAGUUUUUCUGCAUCAGUCUGACUGUCAUCUUCCUGCUUCAGUUAGCUGCUGGAGUGCUGGGAUUCAUCUUUUCUGAUAAGGCCCGUAACAAAGUGACCCAAAUGGUCAACAACGCCAUCGUGCACUACAGAGAUGACAUGGACUUGCAAAACCUCAUUGACUUUGGCCAGAAAGAAUUUGGCUGCUGUGGAGCCAUGACCUACACUGACUGGUCCAACAACAUGUACUUCAACUGCACUGCCAAUAAUCCCAGCCGGGAACGCUGCUCUGUCCCUUUCUCAUGUUGCAUCAUCACCAAAGACAAGGUGGAGGUGAUUAACACCAUGUGCGGGCAAGGCAUGCAGGUCGUGGAAUACAUUGAUGCUAGCAAUGUCAUCCACACCAACGGAUGCAUCGACAAGGUGGUGGACUGGAUCCACAGUAACCUCUUCCUAUUGGGAGGCGUCGCGCUGGGGCUGGCCAUCCCUCAGUUGGUGGGCAUCCUGCUUUCUCAAAUGCUCAUCAGCCAAAUUAAAGACCAGAUUGAGCUGCAGAACUACAACCUCAAACAUCGCGCCGACCCGUGGAGAUGACCAAUCAGAGCGACCUGCCUCGCACGUGUGACACCGGCAACAAUUUUGACCUCUUCUCUUGACCUUCACGUUAUUUUCAAUUUUUGUUUUUUGUUUGUUUUUUUUUUGUUUGGGAUCCAUGAUGCUGCAUAUGUGUAAAAAGGGACGUAAAAGUGAUUUUUUUAACAGAAAUAAUCUCGUUUGGCAAUGCCAAUGUGAUUUCGUCAAGAUGCUUUUAAUUCCAUGUUACAUGAGUGUUUUGAAACUUUUUCAGUUUGACAUUUUAUUUAAAUGUUACCUUUGUGUUCCAAACCUGGAAACGUUCUAAGGAUAAUUCAGUGUUCGGCUGUGCUGCGUCAUAACAAAAAUACCUUGACUGUAAGUCACUCCAAAGUCACAAAGGCCUGUGCAUUUCUUGACUGAAUAAACUUGGUGACGAAUGUGCUGACAUCUUGCCUUGUCGUUAUAUCAUGUGUAAAACGUUGUGUUUUUAAAAGUCAAACUUGAGAGCAGUAGUGAUGCAGAUUGGUAGAAAAAA